CUGUGUCUGAAUGAAAGAACCUCUCUUCCUCUCUCUCUGUUUUCUGUCUGUCUCCGUGCAUGGCUUAUAUCCGCUGCAGCAAGUGAGCACAUGUACAGAGCAAACAACUCUCCAAACUGGAAGUAAAUAUUUUGCAGGGGCUCCAGCUGAAGGUGCCACUUUCACUUUCCAAAUGGCUCUGUGAGCUGCAUCUUUUCAAAAGGCUGGAUUACGCUCUCAGAAAUGUGACUGCGCGUUUUUGAGGACUGACUUGCAUCCAGAGAACUAUCAUGUGAUGGAUGUUUCAAUCUUCCGCUUCUGGGACAUUUGAAACUUCAUAUCCUUUUCAGUUGCAGGUCAGGUGUGAUUCUGAGUUGCCUGAAACCACAGGAACCUGGACCAGGCAACACACCUUAAGUUUCAGAUCUUUGCUCGAUGGACACUGGUGGAGAUGUGUCUUGCACACUGCUCUAAACUAUCACAUACAAGCUGCUUAGACUGAACACAUCACCGCAUCAGAUCCACACUUACCUGAACUGAAAGACAGCCUCUUUGCACUAUGACCCCACAGAUCUGUAAUCUCGCCCCCCAGUGCAUCCUACAGCACACCUCCCUCCCCUACCUACUUCUGUCUGUGCUACUAUUGCUCCGUCAGGCCUGGUGGGGGAGCUGUCACCCACAGUGUUUGGACUUCAAACCCCCGUUUGAGCCCCGGCAGCCAUUGGCCUUGUGUAAAGAGUACUCCAAGUUUGGUUGCUGUGAUUUGGAGAAGGAUGGGGAGCUGUUGUUGAAGUUUUACAGCAUCAUGGAGAACUUUGACCAUUCAGGUUACGUCACCUGCGGCAAAUACAUACGCAGCCUUCUCUGCCAGGAAUGUUCUCCGUACGCUGCCCACCUGUACGAUGCCGAGGAUGCCAACACACCAAUACGGAUGAUGCCUGGACUGUGUGGUGACUAUUGCACCGACUACUGGCAUCAGUGUCGAUACACACUCAGUCUCCUCUUGGAGAACAGGGAGAACCCGCAUCAGUUUGCCAACCUAACUGCAACGUUAGAAGAAGAUCGCGGGAGGUUCUGCGACUAUCUGGAGCUGAAGGACAAACAGUACUGCUAUCCAAAUGUGCUGACUAACACAGAGCUAAAUGCUAACCUUGGCUCGGUACGUGAGAGUCCCAAAGGCUGUCUGGAGUUGUGUUUACAAGAGGUGGCCAACGGCCUCCGCAACCCUGUGGCCAUGAUCCAUGCGGAUGACGGAACUCACCGCUUCUUUGUGGCAGAGCAGCUGGGUUAUGUGUGGGUGUAUUUGGCUAACGGCUCCAGGAUCGAUCGGCCUUUCCUGAACCUCACGCGAGCCGUCCUCACGUCACCGUGGAACGGAGACGAGCGGGGAUUCCUCUGCCUAGCCCUGCAUCCAAGGUUCACAACAGUCAGAAAAGCCUACGUGUACUACUCUGUGUCUGUCAAGAAGGAGGAGCGGAUACGGAUCAGUGAGUUCACGCUGUCAGCUCACGAUGAAAACCAACUGGACCACUCCUCUGAGAGAACCAUCCUUGAGGUGGUAGAGCCAGCAUCCAAUCAUAACGGAGGACAGCUUCUGUUUGGCCACGACGGCUAUCUGUACAUCUUCAUCGGUGAUGGCGGUCGAGCCGGGGACCCCUUUGGAAAGUUUGGCAACUCGCAGAACAAGUCAACACACCUUGGAAAGGCGCUGCGCAUUGAUGUCGACAACAAUGAUGAUGGUGCUCCGUACAGCAUCCCAUCAGACAACCCGUUCCUGGGGGAGAAAGAAGCAAAACCAGAGAUUUAUGCAUAUGGAGUGCGCAACAUGUGGCGUUGCUCUAUCGACCGCGGUGACACUGCUACAGGGCGAGGCAGAGGCAGGAUGUUCUGUGGUGAUGUGGGCCAGAACAAAUACGAAGAGGUGGAUCUCAUUGUUAAAGGAGGGAACUAUGGAUGGAGAGCCAAGGAGGGCUUCAGCUGCUACGAUCGCAAACUCUGUCAAAACUCAUCUCUGGAUGACGUCUUGCCGAUCUUUGCCUACCCCCACAAGCUGGGCAAAUCAGUGACAGGAGGAUACAUCUACAGGGGGUGUCAGAUGCCCAACCUCAAUGGACUCUAUAUCUUUGGGGAUUUCAUGAGUGGGCGACUGAUGUCUUUAAAAGAGAAUGUCACCACAGGAGAGUGGCAGUACAAUGAGAUCUGCAUGGGCGCCGACCAGACCUGCAGAUUCCCCAAACUCAUCAACAGUUAUUAUAAAUACAUCAUCUCUUUUGCUGAGGAUGAGGCAGGUGAACUGUAUUUCUUAGCCACGGGAGCCCCGAGUGCCACAGCCAGGGCAGGAGUUAUCUACAAAAUUAUUGACCCAUCCAGGCGAGCUCCACCAGGAAAAUGCAGCAUCAAACCGACACAUGUUAAUGUAAAGGGAAAACUGAUUCACUUCUACCCCAAAGAAGAGUUUGUCAUCAACAAGAAACCGACCACGACACCUGUUCCCACGACGACCACAAGGAGAUCAACAACAACAACAAAGAAAUCGCCAAGAAAACCCAUAAUAAUAAUAAAGCCGCCAAUGCCAACAAGAAAGACAAAAACACAGCUGCCGCCACCACCACCAACGACAGCGACAAGAAAACCAACAAUGCAGACAACAAGAAAAACAACGACAAAGGCAACAUCCCCAACAGCGUCAACCAUAAAAGCAACAAUAAAAACAGCCGCCGCGACAAUUAAACCAACAACAUUACCCACCACUGUCCAGCUGGCCAUGGAAACAACUCCCGCCACAACCACACCCACUGGUAGGGCUACUGGUGCGCCUGUUUCCCAAACCAGCUCCACUCAUCACGUUACUCCUAACUUAAAUGGUUAUCGCACAACCGUCAUGACUGCAGUCUCCGCUAAGAUUGCUCAAACCUCAAUCAUCAUCACAAGUCCAACAAGGAGACACGGGAGACCCCUUCAGUAUUCACUUAGUACCACCUUCCAACCAUUAACCUCACCGCAGGUUCGUCCUUCUCCAUCCAUACCAUCCUCCAAACAAACCCAGGUGGCUCUGGGAUCUACACGUUACCCUGAGCGUCCUGCAUCGUGGGCCACACCUCGUCCACCUCACUGGAACCUCAAACCCACCGCGACCUCCUACAAGCCCCAGAGAACACCAGUCAACACCACCAUGUCUAAAGCACAAGGAGGGGAGAAGCUGUGGCUCAGACAGAAGCUGGGAACUACUGGUGAGGGCAACCAGGUAUAUAAGAGGCCCAGAGGAAGAGGUAGAGGUCAUGUUUACGUAAGAGGACGGGGAGGUAGAAAGCUGAGGGCUGGCUCAGUGCGACUGGUGAGCACCGGCGGCUUAUCAGAUCGAGGUAGAGUGGAGAUCUUUAUCCGCGGAGAGUGGGGGACAGUGUGCGAUGACCUUUUCACCAGCAAGGCAGGCACCGUCGUGUGUCGACAGCUCGGCUUCACGACAGCAUUGGCGGUGAUGAAGCGGGCCGCACUGGGGGAGGCAGACAGCAGCGUCAGGAUCAUGCUGGACGACGUGGAGUGUGAGGGCGGGGAGCGAUCGCUGUUGGAGUGCAAGAGAUCCAAAGUUGGGAAACAUAACUGCUCACAUGGGGAAGAUGUGGGAGUGAUCUGCGGUUAGCGCAGCAAGGUGAAAAGUAGGAAACCACGGGGAGGAAAGGGGGAGACUGUGGGGUCAUGUAUGGUACUGUCACACAUUAUAAGUGACUGCAGUAGGAAGGGGAAAGCAGAGAAGACGAGCGUAUUUGAAGCCAUAAAAAACUGCACAUGAUAAAACAUGAAUGUUCAACAGAAUUUGCCAACAUUUCCAUGAACUGUAUUUUGUUAUUUGCCUUUGUUGUAUAUUGUUUCCAACUGCUAAAUGCUGAAAUGUCCACCUUUAUGUUAUCUUAUAAGUCUUGCUAUUCACUUUGAACAAAGUAAAGGACAGUGCAGAAGGUAUAUAUCCUACCCAAGGCUCCUCUUGGCCUGAUGUGAUGUUAAUUUGAUCAUUGAACAUUCUCUAAACUGUAACAAACUGUAGGAACUAAUGUUAACCCAGUGACUAAGUCAAGGAAAUCUGCUGAACUCAUCUUAGGGAACUUUCACACCAGAGUUGUUUGGUCUGCUUUAAACGGACCAGAGUUUGUUUCCUCGGAUAGUCCGCUUUGUUUGGGCGGGUGUGAAAGCUCAUCCGAACUCUGGUGCGGACCAAACAAGCCUGAAAACGUGGGUCUCGGUUCGCUUGCAAGCGAAGGGAAAUGUAAACGGACUAUCCAGCAAACCAAAGACAGGAAGUGAAUCAAAUAGUCCGCUGCCUUGUCUGUCGCUCAUACUGGGCAGCGUCUUGUGAAAAGCCAAUUAGGUUUGAACACCAAACUAAAAACAGAAACCUCAAGACUGCAUACAUUUGGUGUUGCUCCAUUGUUUGCUCUUGUGGUGAACAUGCCGACUGAAGGGCAUGGAUUUCCAUUUUCAGUCCUGGCCAAUUGAUGAGGUUUUCUUCUUCCUCAUGCAUUUUUUCAUCCUGGCCAGUGCUUGUUUCAGCCCCGCUUACAAAAGUGCAGUGUGAAAGUGAACCAAACAAAGGUGUGAAAUUUUUCGGCAUCCCCCCACCCACCACCCAGUCGAACCGAGUCCCCCAGACUAUGCUGGUGUGAAUGCAUCCUUAAACUCAAUUGUUACCAGACCCAGACCUCUGGCUCCAAGUUGCAGGCAGAGUCAUUUUAAACUCAACAACAGCAACAACUUCUGCCAAAUCAAGUCCUUUCAAUGGAAUUGCAGCAAUCAGAGAAAUUACUUGCACAGAAAUGCGUACUUUGCAUAUUCACACAAGUGCAACCAUCACAUUUUACAACAAUGUUAAUCCAUUGUGCUAAAGUGUAAACUGCUCCACAUUUCACUAUAGUCCUGUCAAUAAUUUCAUGGGAAUAAGACAGUGAAAUUGCAUUCCCUAGAAAUAACAGUAUUACCUGUGUGAUUAGGGAGCAAAGUAUUCUCCAUAGUCAGUGUCUCUUGUUCAUUCAUUCAUUCAUUCAUUCAUUCAUUGUCUACCGCUUUAUCUUCCACUUGAGGGUCGCAGGGUCACUGGUGCCAAUCCCAGCUGACAUGGGGCGAAAGACAGGGUAUCACCCGGCCAUUGCAAGACCAACACAGAGACAAACAACCAUUCACUGUCAUACUCACACCUACAGACACUUUAGAAUGUCCAAUCAACCUCUGCAUGUUUUUGGACCGUGGGAGGAAACCAGAUGUGUGUAAUGUGAAAAUGUUAACUGACCACAAACUUGUCAAAAUACAAUUAGCUGGCUUUGGACAGACCCUUAAUAAUCCAUCAUUUCUGUUUACAUUUUACGUGUGAAAAGUUGCACAGUCCUGUUCAAAUAGUCAAUAGUUUUUAUUGCAUCAUUUCAGCAGGUCUAUUUUGUUUUUUGCAUUCUGAUACUAUUUUGAAUGUAGUUUAAAAAAAAAUUCAGCAAAAUGCUGGACUUUCUGUGUGAUGGAUGUAAGAAAAAAACAUGUCCAGUUUUAUAUAAAGGGAUUGAACAGCACAGAGUGUCUAUGAUAUGAAUAAAGUUAACCGCAAAGUGA
This is a messenger RNA of Solea solea (common sole), 5568 nucleotides long. Its product is annotated as HHIP-like protein 1. The transcript has 14 exons. Gene Ontology annotation, cellular component: membrane. NCBI's taxonomy places the organism in Eukaryota, Metazoa, Chordata, Actinopteri, Pleuronectiformes, Soleidae. The coding region runs from base 539 to 3619 and encodes 1026 amino acids. The record is from RefSeq and is a predicted model, not a curated record.